CCAGGAAAGUUUAAACUGGCAGAGUUAACCCCCCCCGCGCCUGGCUGCCGACAACUCCCUGGACCUGCAAUCCAUGGCACCACCAGCAGCGCGCCCGACUCACUCGUCCCCAUCCCUGGGGACACGGCAGGGCUCCUGUCGUCACAGGUGGUCGAGCUUCCCGGCACCACUCCCCAACCAGCCUGGAAGCACCCUUUGCAGAGCGCACAGGGGCACCUGCCAGCAGCCAUCUGGGCACAGGUUGUGGCACAGUGGCCCCCACAGGGCCAGCAGGAAGUGGCUUGCUCUUGUGGGGCGGGAAAGGCAGUGCACAGGGGCUGCCACGGGGCAUUCCCUGCCCUGGAGCAGCACACCCGCGCAGCUCAAGGGCACAGGACCACCAAUCCAGCCAUUCUGCCCUGCACAGGCACUGGUGUCCACAUGGUACGGGACCUGGCUCUGGCUCCAGUAGCCCAUCAUAAGUGGCUGGGAGUGGAGCAUGGUGUGAGGGCCAUCCCCCAUGGGUCCAUGGCUCCUGGGGCACCCUGGCUGCCCGCAGCCCUGCUCUCUCUUUGCCCACAGGUGAUCCUGGCAGUGCUGGGGCUGGCAGCCAGCAAAUUACAGCCCCUGGGGUGGCAGAACCACACCAUGCUGCGAGGACAGCGGGUCCUGGUGCAGCCACUCACCCGCCUGCGGAGACAUGCCACCAGACACCCCUGCCCUGCUGGCAUGAACUGGAUCGAGCGUACUCACCAGUGCUGUCGCCAGUGUCCUGCAGGUGAGUGCUGCCUGGCCCGUGUGGCAUGGCAUGGCACACUGUGGAACAGAAGGUGUGUUACCCCGUGUGGCCCUGCUUCCUGUCACUUCGCUGUCCCUGCAGGGACAUACCUGCACCAGCCCUGCACAAACCACAACGACAGGGUCUGCAAUCCCUGUCCCAUCGGGACCUUCCGCUCCCAGCCCAACACCUUGACAGAGUGCCAGGCUUGCUACGAGUGUGACCGACAAGCUUUCCAGAGUGUUCUGAGCAACUGCUCGGCCACCAGCAACGUUGCCUGUGGCUGCGAGCCCGGAUACUUCCGUGUCUGCCUCGACAAGAGCUGCAGCGAGUUCUCAUGUCGGAAGUGCCAGCCCUGCACUGGGCGCCUCAUCCAGCAGCCCUGCUCAGAGACUCAGGACACACUCUGUGAGAGCAGCUGCAAGCCUGACUUCUACACCGAGGGCGACGAGUGCCGGCCGUGCCACAUGAGCACCCUGGACACGUGCAGCAAAGAGUGCCAGCAAGUGUGUGGCAGCAGCAGCAGUGGCCAAGACUCAGGUCUGGAGUACAUCCUGUUGGGACUCACUGGGCCCCUCUUCCUGGGUGCCCUUGUCAUCUACCACAAGAGGAAGAGGCUCCGGCACGAUGCCCUGGCACCUGGUCCCCUGCCCACAGCACAGGCAGGCACCUCCAUGGCUGGGGCUGUGGCCACACCGUGGUGCCAGUUCAGUGUCCCAGGGUGGGACAGCCUGUGCUGGACCCAGCCGUGCUCCCCACAGGGGACAGAUCGUGCCACUGUCACGGUGAGGCAGAGCCCCAAGCACCAGGCCCUGCUGCGUGAGCAGCUCAGUGACGAGGAGGAGCCCUCUGCCCCACCGGAGCCCCGCAGUGCCCUGCUGCAGGGCAGCCAGCUCUAUGCUGUCAUCGACGCUGUGCCAGUACGGCGUUGGAAGGAGUUCAUGCGGAUGCUGGAGCUGCGGGAGGCGGAGAUUGAGCUGGUGGAGCUGGAGGUGGCCCACAUCCGUGACCAGCAGUAUGAGAUGCUGAAGCGCUGGUGCCAGCAGACCAGCGCCACGCUGGACCGUGUCUUUGCUGCGCUGGAGCGCAUGGAGCUGGCCGGCUGCGCCGAGGCCCUGCGCCAGAGCCUGCCAGCGGGGCCCUAGCCCCCAGCGUCACCCCAUGGCACAGGGAGGUCCUGGCACCUUCACAUCUCACUGGGCACCUCUGCUGUGCCAUACCCCUAAGUAUUGUUACUUAUGCCGUGUAGACAUUUUAUGUCACUUUUAUGUCCCCUUCCUACCCACUGUCCCCCUCUAUUUAUGUCCCCCUGCUCCCAGGGCUAGGAGGGACCCCAUGCCCCAGCAGGUCGGCUGCCUGGCCACUCGCAGGACGAGCGGGCACCGAGCCCACUGCAAACCCAUGGGACAGUUCUCAAGGCUGCCCACUGCCGGGCG
Molecule: messenger RNA, 2193 nt
Organism: Manacus vitellinus (golden-collared manakin)
Lineage: Eukaryota; Metazoa; Chordata; Aves; Passeriformes; Pipridae
Gene: TNFRSF25
Product: TNF receptor superfamily member 25
Biological process (GO): signal transduction
Cellular component (GO): plasma membrane
Molecular function (GO): protein binding
Source: RefSeq, a predicted model, not a curated record